AUGCUGCAAACAGCAGGUAGUUAUGGUUUUAAAACCCUUGUCGAUGCUUGCGACAUAGUAUAUCGAAUUUUGCCGACUUUGAAAAGCCAACAGCAUAUCAUGUAUAGUCCUUUGACGAUUGAUUUCUCCUCGUGUAACCUCAUUCCAACUGAACAUGUAUCGGAGUUUGUUGCUGUUAAAACUGUUGGAGAUGGUAACUGUUGCUUCAGAGCCGCUUCGUUGCUGUUAUUUGGAACAGAACAAUAUCACCUAGAACUGCGGGUCAGAACAAUUGCUGAGCUUGCAAAAUAUAGCUUUUAUUACUUAGCUGAUAGCGAAGUAAUAAGUAGGAUGGAAGCAGAGAUGGCGAUUUUGAAUGGCAAAGCUGUUCCAGGUUAGAAUCCGAUAUUUAUUUCGCACUGUAAGAAAAUUACUUUCGCCCUAUGUAGAUUAUGAUAUGAAUGUACUGUAAGAAUCUACAUUGCUAAAUAAAACACUUGUGGACAGAUUUAAUGCCUUUCUAGUCAUGAUCUCUUUGCUGCAGUUAAAUUUUAAUACCAGGUGAAAAAAAUAAUUGUAUUGUGUCGAAGUGAAUUUUCAUUUCCCUUUUUCUCCUUACUCUUAUAAUUAAUAAUUAUGGUUAGAAUACAAAGUCAAUUGACAAACAGCGCGGGUAAAAAGAUAUUUUUAAGCUUGAAUGACAGGUUUAACUUACUGUUUACAUUUUAUAUUUACAAUCACAGCUCAAAAUUAUAUUCACGUCAAAAAAUUAAUCCUAAAUUAAAUGGUUAUUUCAUUUUUUCUGGACCUAGGUUGAUAAACUUAUGUCAUGUUUAUCACAAAAGUAUUGUGUUGAAUCCACCUAGCAAUUUCACAUCUUAAAAAUAAUUUGUUAAAUACAUUCACUUCUGUAAAGUUUAUUUGCAUUUGCUAUCUACAGAAAAAAUCGAAGACCCUUGUCAGAUAAAAGAAAUCUUUGAGGCAGAAGUUUUAAACAUGUGCAAAGAAAAUUCUUGGGCUUGUCUGUGGCAAUGGCAUGGAAUAACUUCAGUUGCUAAAAGACCCAUACAAAGUGUAUUUCCUGAUAAAGUGCCUUCCACCCUCAAAAAAACAUUAACUUAUUUCAUACAGCCACGUGAAAUGUCUAAUUCAUUGAGUCCUCUUCACUUCUUGUGGAGCAAGAUGGGGAAUACAGUGACCAGCAACUUUAUCCCAAAUCACUUUGUUCCACUUGUU
Molecule: messenger RNA, 1215 nt
Organism: Porites evermanni
Lineage: Eukaryota; Metazoa; Cnidaria; Anthozoa; Scleractinia; Poritidae
Source: the annotation of a GenBank genome assembly